Salvia splendens (bonfire salvia) is the source of this 1584-nucleotide messenger RNA. RefSeq names its product RHOMBOID-like protein 12, mitochondrial. Bases 415 to 1410 code for a protein of 331 amino acids. The record is from RefSeq and is a predicted model, not a curated record. Lineage: Eukaryota; Viridiplantae; Streptophyta; Magnoliopsida; Lamiales; Lamiaceae. Gene Ontology annotation, cellular component: membrane. Gene Ontology annotation, molecular function: serine-type endopeptidase activity. The transcript is spliced from 9 exons.
AGAAAUCAUAAAACCCUAACAUAAUUAACAUCCAUCAACCAAAAUUAACAUCCAUCAACCAAUAAAAUAUAAAUAUUUAAGCCCUAACAUCAAAUACAACCAAAAUAAAAUUUCAAAGUAAGUGUUCACUCUUUAAUAUCUUCCAAGUUUCAAAUAUUCUAUCGGAUAAUUUAGAGAAUAAGGAUGGCUGGAAGGAGACGAGUCGUCGGGUGGAGGGCGCCGGCGUGAAGAUUGGGGUGGAGGGCGUCGACGUCGGGCUGGACUGUGGAGCACGAUUGGAGGUCGGAAGCGACGGGUGGAGAAAAGAUGGGCGACAGAUGGAAUUUGGAGGUGGAGAAUUUUUGAUUUUGGAGAAGAGGCGGACGGCUGAAGUGGAGAAUUAGGAGAGAAAGAGAAUAAACAGAGUGUAAAAAAAUGCGAAGGCAGCUCGGCGUGGGGCUGCUCACUAAAAUAGCAAAAAAUGGGUGUUUAACAUACUCAUUGCUGCCAAAAUCCGCGUCUCCAUCGCCAUUUCUGAAGCCCGAUUCGAGCCGAUUUCAUCACCAACGCUCUUUCUCGGAGUAUUCCACACUCUCAAAUUCCAAUUUAUGGAAAAUAUGCAGUUCUAAUGGCGCUAGAGGGACGAUCCAAAAUGGGGGUUUUCCGAGCUCCCUCCUCGCAAAAAGGGUUUUUUCAAGCGCCCUUUUGCAGGGGCGAUCGAAAUUUCCUGUUGCGAUGCGUGGCAGAAGAUUAUUCAGCUCGUUUUCACUCGACCACCGCCGCCGCAGGGGUUCAUUUUUCAGAAGAUUUACAGCCGAUGGAGUUGUGCUAGGAUUAAUAGCGACAAAUGUUGCUGUCUUUAUACUUUGGAAGGUUGCAGACAAUUCGUUUAUGGGGAAGAAUUUUAUGAUAUCUGUAGACCACAUUCUAAGUGGCCGGCUCCACACGCUAAUAACCAGUGCUUUCAGCCAUAGAGACGCGAUUCACCUUUUUUCAAAUAUGAUCGGACUCUACUUCUUUGGAACAAGUAUAGCACAAACUUUUGGACCGCAAUAUUUGCUUAAGUUGUAUCUAGCCGGUGCACUUACUGGCUCAAUAUUUUAUUUGGUAUAUCAAGCUUUCAUAGCACCAUCAAUCUACAGGGAUGAUCUGCGAGGUGUUUCCCACUCGAGAGUUCCAGCGCUGGGUGCAAGUGCUGCUACGAGUGCGAUAAUGCUGCUUGAUAUCUUUCUAUAUCCAAAAAGGAUCAUCUUUCUCGAUCUCAUUUUCCCACUUCCUGCUUUUUUAGUGGGGGUCUUUAUCGUUGGCAAGGACAUUUUGAGGGUACUGCAGGGCGACCGAGAAGUUGCCGGAUCUGCUCAUUUAGGUGGAGCGGCAGUGGCUACCGUUGCGUGGCUGCAGAAGAGGAAGGGACGCUUUGGACGAUUCUGAGAUUUCUACCUCAUUAUAGUGAGAUGAGAUGCAUUUUUUUGCCAAUUUUAUGUUCUUUUAGGUUUGUAUUCCUAAAGUUUCUUUUUAGAAUAUUAAACAGAGUAUUUGAUUUGACAUGAUAUGAUUUUUUGCAUGAGCAAGUUCAUUCAAUGAAAGGUGAAUUAAUGUGGUUAA